AUGGAGGAGGAAUAUAGACACGGGAUGACGGCAGUCAUACUUGUCAGUCUGAUAAACGUGUUGGGUUUAUAUUUAGUUGUUAUUGGAUGCAUAUCGGUGAUAUCCAGAGCGGAAGGACUUGUGAUAUACAGGGAUUCCUCAUAA
Molecule: messenger RNA, 144 nt
Organism: Acaulospora colombiana
Lineage: Eukaryota; Fungi; Glomeromycota; Glomeromycetes; Diversisporales; Acaulosporaceae
Source: the annotation of a GenBank genome assembly